This is a messenger RNA of Capronia epimyces CBS 606.96, 1221 nucleotides long. RefSeq lists its product as uncharacterized. The transcript has 2 exons. The coding region runs from base 1 to 1221 and encodes 406 amino acids. Gene Ontology annotation, molecular function: structural constituent of ribosome; RNA binding. Gene Ontology annotation, cellular component: ribosome. The record is from RefSeq and is a predicted model, not a curated record. Gene Ontology annotation, biological process: cytoplasmic translation. Lineage: Eukaryota; Fungi; Ascomycota; Eurotiomycetes; Chaetothyriales; Herpotrichiellaceae.
AUGCUGCAACCACGGAUACCACUCCGCAGUCUGUGCCGGGGAUGUCAAUCCUCAUCCUCCUGGCCCGCCCUUCGACGCUCCUAUGCACAAGUCAUUGACCCAGUGCACCCUAGUACCUCAGUUCUGGAUACAGCUCAAGCAGAUCCCCUAUUAGCUGAAUCACAAGACAAGGUCGGCCCAGUCAGGGGAGAAGUGCGACUUCGACGAUACACUCCGCGAACCCCUGGUCUGCGUCACUUGAUCAGACCGGUGAACGACCAUCUCUGGAAAGGCCGACCAUAUUUCGACUUGACGUUUCCAAAAAAGGGCCAUGCGAAAGGAGGCCGAAACGAUACCGGGCAUGUUGUCGUCCGACACCGAGGUGGAGGACAUAAGAGAAGGAUACGUAUCGUCGACUUUGCACGACGGAAAGGUGGCAAGCAUGUUGUAGAGCGCAUUGAGCAUGACCCUGGUCGGACUGCUCACGUUGCGCUGGUGAAGAACAUCAACGACGGGACAAGAACAUAUAUCUUGGCCGCAGAAGGCUUGCGGGCUGGCGACGUCGUUGAAAGCUACCGAUCUGGUCUUCCCAAGUCUUUGAUCCAGGAAAUGGGUGGCCAGAUGGACCAGGGUGUUGUCGCAUCAAAAACUGCUCACAAGGGCAAUUGUUUGAAACUGGGCAUGAUUCCUAUCGGAACGCCAAUUUUCAACAUCGCCCCCACACGUGAAUCGAUUGGCAAGAUCUGUCGUAGUGCUGGCACGCACGGAAUAAUCAUUGGAAAGGGCGAAGACACGGUUCAGAAGGAGAUGAUCAAGCUUAUUGGAGACAGUGGGAAUAUGGACAUGUCUUCGUUGACCAAGGAUCAGCUGAGGAAAUUCGAAAAGGCAGCCAACUAUGUCACGGUCCGGCUCUCAAGUGGUGAAGUUCGGCUGAUUGACAAAGAGGCUGUGGCAACGAUCGGGGUCGCAAGCAACAUCAACUUCAAAUACACCUCUCUCGGCAAGGCUGGACGCGCACGGUGGCUCGGCAUCAGACCAACCGUUCGUGGUCUUGCCAUGAACGCAUCAGAUCAUCCCCACGGUGGUGGUCGAGGAAAAUCUAAGGGCAACCGUAUUCCCAUGAGUCCUUGGGGCAUCCCGGCCAAAUCAGGCUACAAGACCAGACCGAAGAAUAAGUUCAACCCUCUCGUUGUCACAGAACGACCGAGAAACCAGGGCAGACGAAGAAGGGGUUACGCUUAG